Messenger RNA from Populus nigra (black poplar), 1926 nucleotides. RefSeq names its product plant UBX domain-containing protein 2. Gene Ontology annotation, biological process: defense response to fungus. NCBI's taxonomy places the organism in Eukaryota, Viridiplantae, Streptophyta, Magnoliopsida, Malpighiales, Salicaceae. The record is from RefSeq and is a predicted model, not a curated record. The transcript is spliced from 3 exons. Bases 265 to 1707 code for a protein of 480 amino acids. Gene Ontology annotation, molecular function: protein binding.
UCUGCGCUGUAAAUCAAUAAACCAUCGAAUAUUCUGAAUUAUCAAUCCAACGGCCAAAAACACCAAAUCCCAUUGUUCUUCUGACCUCAUCUCCUCCUCCUCUGAGCUCCCUAAGUCGAAUGUCAACCCUCUUCUCUUUUUAAGUUUUUCUAUUUCAUUAUACCUUGGAUCUUCCAGAUAUCUCUUCUUUCCGUGCAUCGUUAGAAGCAGUUCCUGGUUUCCCUGUUCGUCGAUUUGGAUCAACCAAAUAGAAAGAAAUAAAGAAUGGAUGACAUGAAAGACAAGUUCAAAGGUUUCAUGAAGAAAGUCUCUUCUUCAUCUUCUCCUUCUAAAUUCAAGGGCCAAGGUCGUGUCUUGGGCGGUGGUGGUUCCACUCCUUCUCAAUCAUCAUCCGGACCUACUAAUCCUCUCCAUGCCCGUUAUUCUCAACCUGUUAAUUCAAAUAAUUCGAAGCCCAAGCCAAACCCAUCUUCCUCUCUUACUUCUUCUUCAAAUUCCAAGCCUUUGCCUGAGAAAAGAUCCAAUCUUGAUCAAAACAAACCCACUCCUGCCAACAAAACCACGAAUGGCCUCGACCCAUUUGACUCAUUGAUCACUACUAGCAAAAGAUCUCAAAAUGGAUACUCGUUGAAUGUGUUUGAGUGCCCAAUUUGUGGGCAGUCGUAUCAAUCAGAAGAAGAGGUCUCUAUACAUGUAGAAACCUGUGUCAAUAACAGUAAUGCUAAGAGUCCAGUUGAAAGCAAUGAUCGUGUCGUUGGUGAUGAUAGUGCGGUAGAAGAGUCUAGUGGGAGUGAAUUGGAGAUUUGUGUUAGUGCAUAUUUGUCAGGAAAGCCGCUGGAGGGAUCGGUGGAGGUUGUGCUUAGACUGCUGAGGAAUAUUGUCAAGGAGCCUGCGAAUACAAAAUUUAGGAGGAUUAGAAUGGGGAAUCCAAAGAUAAGAGAGGCGGUGACUGAGGUUGCUGGAGGGGUUGAGUUAUUGGAGAUUGUAGGGUUUGGAUUGAAGGAGGAGGGUGGAGAAAUGUGGGCCAUCUUGGAGGAAGCUCCUAAAGAGGAGAAAAUUGGUUUGAUUAAUAAGGUGAUAGGAUUAUUAGAACCUAGGAAGGAGGAGCAGGAAGAGCCGAGGGCUGAGGCUAAGCCAUCUGAUGCUCCAGCUGAGACAGAGGAACAGGUUGAGCCAAAGAAGGUUGACAGGCAGAUAAGGGUCUUCUUUUCUGUCCCUGAAAAUGUAGCGGCAAGAAUUGAGCUGCCAGAUUCAUUUUACAGCCUCUCUGCUGAAGAGCUAAAAAGAGAAGCUGAUAUGAGGAAGAAGAAGAUUGCAGAAUCUCAGCUUUUGAUCCCCAAGUCUUACAAAGAAAAGCAAGCAAAAGCUGGUAGGAAGAGAUACAAAAGGACUAUAAUUCGCAUCCAAUUUCCUGAUGGAGUGGUUCUUCAAGGUGUCUUUGCUCCUUGGGAAUCAACAACUGCUCUCUACGAGUUUGUGAGCGCAGCACUAAAAGAACCUGGGUUGGAGUUCGAGCUGUUACAUCCUGUUGCAGUCAAACGGAGGGUUAUCCCUCAUAUUCCUUCAGUGGGGGGGAGAGCCACCACACUUGAUGCUGAAGAUUUGGUUCCUUCGUCUCUCGUCAAGUUCAGACCCAUUGAAACUGAUUCCUCUGUUUUUACAGGGCUCUGUAAUGAGCUCCUUGAGAUCAGUGAGCCACUGAAUUGAUUGAAUAGUGUGGUGGAAGAUCGCAAGUUCAAUUCCUGCAUCUGGUUUCAGUGUAAGCUUUAAAAUCAACUCGAUGGGUUGGGGCCGUGUGAUAAUCUUUCUUUAAAGUUUGCAUCCAUCCCCUUCCCCUCUCUUUCAUGUAUACUUGAACAGAUUAUACUCAGCAAGAACUAUUUUUGUACUCAUUUACCAUUUCCAAAUAAUACAUUUGUUGGCCAA